Molecule: messenger RNA, 5964 nt
Organism: Bursaphelenchus xylophilus (pine wood nematode)
Lineage: Eukaryota; Metazoa; Nematoda; Chromadorea; Rhabditida; Aphelenchoididae
Source: the annotation of a GenBank genome assembly
AUGGGUGUCCUCGACGAAGUAAAGGAUACCAAUGCCCAAAGUUCGGCCGAAAAGUCGGUCACUCAGUCGAUGAAAAGUUUGGUUUUUGUAAGUCAAGGAGAACAUAAUUUCCCCAUUUUCCUCGCUUUUAUUUCUGUUUCUGCUUUUAGGAGGAUGAAGACUUACCAUAUGAAGAGGAUAUCUUGCGGAAUGAGUUUUCUCUCCGCAGUUGGCAACGGUAUAUUGAUCAUAAGAUCAAGACCAAAGCUCCAUCAAAACAGGUCCGGAUUAUCUACGAGAGAGCGUUGAAGAUCUUCAAUCGGAGUUACAAACUGUGGUACAAUUAUUUGAAGUAUAGAAGAAGGAUUAUUCAGCAGAAAUCGCCGACAGAUGUGGCAUAUUCUUAUCUUUGCGAUGCCUACGAAAGGUGUUUGGUCUUCUUGAACAAGGUGAAUAUUUUUUGAGUUUUUGUUGUUGAAUUUUAGGUGGAAUAGCAAAGAGGAGGUGUGAGGAAGGUUUUGGGGUAUAAUUGACAGUAAUUUAUAUUUAAAAACAAUAUUUUUUGGACCAGUUUGUAUUAGACCUCAUGAGUUUUUUCAUGAAGAAUAUAAUCUUCUUUGCAUGCAAAAAUUUAAUUUGAUUUUUGCUUUAUUGGUAAGAUUAUGUCGCCUGUUUCUUUUCAAGGCCACUAAGUCACGGAAGUCAUGGCAUUUUCAUCCUUUUUGAAAUGUUUUUGCUGCUAGGUGACUUAUGGAUAAUAUAAUUUCUCAAAACUCUCUUUUAGAUGCCUCGAAUCUGGAUUGACUACUGCGAUUUGAUGGUAAAACGAGGUCUAAUCACGGAGACUCGUCGUGUUUUUGAUCGUGCGAUUCGAGCGCUUCCAGUCACUCAGCACAUGCGAAUUUGGCCAGCUUACAUUGAAUUCGUGACUUCUCAUAAUAUCCCUGACACAACUAUUCGAGUUUAUAGAAGAUAUUUGAAGGUAUGUUCUUUCUUUUUUUGAGUUCCAUUUUUAGAUCAAUCCGGCGGCUCGCGAAGAUUUUGUGGAUUAUUUGAAGGGCAUCGAUAAGCUGGAUGAGGCUGCAAAUCAGCUCGCGUUGCUGGUAAAUGAAGAUAAGGAUGUUAGUGAGCAUGGAAAGAGCUCGUUUCAGGUAGGGAAGAGAGAGAUUUGAAAGUUUUGAAAAGAAUAAUUUUGAAAUUUUUUUGAUAUCCAUGGCCUAAAAUAAGGUCAGAAAAGUGGGUUUUUGGUAAAAUACGUGUCCAAAAUUUGUGGAGUUAUUUUAAAAAGGUAAAGUACGCUUUUAAAUUUACAGGAAUAAUGUUUUUUCGAAAAUUUUUUUUUAAAGGAAGGUGAAAAAAUAUCAUUUUGGGAUAAAAUACGAACUAAAAAACAUGUUUCUUUGUUUUACAAAGCCAAAUAAGACAUAAAAAUUAGGGAAAUGUUGAUUUCUCCGGAAUUUUUUUUCUUUUAUAAGACAAAUUUUUCAAUUUUUAUCUAAAAUAAGCUACCAAAAUUAAAAAAAACUCGAUAAUAAUCCCCCAAACCUUCAGUUGUGGACCGAACUCUGCGAACUCAUCUCCAAAAACCCGAACAAAGUGUUCAGUCUGAGCGUGGAGCCGAUCAUUCGCCAAGGCAUCCAGCGGUAUUCGGACCAGGUCGGCGUGCUCUGGCUCGCCCUCGCCGAGUACUACAACCGCAAGCCGAACUGGGAGCGCGCCCGCGACAUCUACGAGGAGGCCCUCGUGAAAGUGGUGACCGUCCGCGACUUCACCCAAAUCUUCGACGCGUACGCGAAAUUCAUGGAACGCCUCACGUCCAACAAGAUGAACGCCCUCCAAAAAGCCAAAGCCCACGAAAUCGACGACCUGGAAUUCGAACUGGAGCUCUUCAUCAACCGUUUCGAGCAUUUGAUGGAGCGCCGACCGCUGCUUUUGAACUCGGUCCUCCUCCGACAGAACCCGAACAACGUCCGCGAAUGGAUCAACCGCAUCCAAUUGUACGACGGAUUCUUCGACGAACAAGUGGAAACAUUCGAAAAGGCCGUCAAGACCGUGGAUCCGAAACAACAAACCGGAAAUCUAAGCGAUUUGUGGACGUAUUUUGCAGGCCUGUUGGAGCGAAAUGAGAAAAUACAGGAAACGAAGAAGAUCUUCGAAAGAGCGGUCGUCGUUCCCUUCGCCAAAGUCGAUGAACUGGCACAAGUGUGGUGCAAAUAUGUGGAGUUUGAAUUGCUACACAGGUAAGAAGUUUAAUUGAGUGAUUUUUGAGGGGUUUUGGGUGGGAGGAAGACUUGACUCAAAAAGGGUAGGUUUGGGUCAAGUGUCACUCUUGGAGGAAAAAUGGAGUAGUCGUUGGAAAUUGAAUUGAUUGAGUGUUAGAAGGCUGUUUAUGAAAUUUUUAGACGGUUGGCAGGGAUUUACAACAAAGAUAACUGGGUUUUUUGAAAAAAGUUUUAUGGUGGUCUAGUACAAUAUAAAAAAGUCGAUGAACUCGCACAAGUGUGGUCCAAAUAUGCGGAGUUUGAAUUGCUACACAGAUAGGAAGUGAAAUUGAGUGAUUUUUGAGGGCUUUUGAGUGAGAGGAAGAGUUGACCCAAAAAGGGUAGGCUUGGGUCAAGUGUCACUUUUAAAGGAAAAGUGGAGUAGUCGUUGGAAAUUGAAUUGAUUGAGUGUUAGAAGGCUGUUUAUGAAAUUUUUUGGCGGUUGUCAGGGAUUUACGACAGAGAUAACUGGGUUUUUUGAAAAAAGUUUUAUGGUGGUCUAGUACAAUAUAAAAAAGUCGAUGAACUGGCACAAGUGUGGUGCAAAUAUGUGGAGUUUGAAUUGCUACACAGGUAGGAAGCGAAAUUGAGUGAUUUGUGAGGGGUUUUUGAGUGAGAGGGAGAGUUGACCCAAUAAAGGGUAGGUUUGGGUCAAGUGUCACCCUUGGAGGAAAAGUGGACUAAUGGUUGGAAAUUGAAUUGCUUGAGUGUUAGAAGAGUGCCUAUGAAAUUUUUAGGCGGUUGUCAGGGAUUUACAAGGAAAAUAAUUGAGGUUUUUGAAAAAAAAUUGGCGGUCUAGUACAAUAUAAAAAGGUAAAUGAAUUGGCAAAACAGUGGUCUACAGAUUUAGUAUUCAAAGUCUUAUGUAUGUUCGAAUCGAGUCUGAGGUUGGUUUUGAUGGUUUGGGAAUGAGCGGAAGACUUGUCCCAAAACUACCCCUUUUUGGGUCAAGUGUUUCGCUGCCGAGUUUAACAUUAGAAAGUCAUUUGUUGGUGGUGGAAAGGGUUUGAUUGAAAAUUUUAAUUCUUAUUCCGUGAUUUCAGAGACUACGAUGCCGCUAUUUACCUCUUAAAACGCGCCACGGAUCAGCCAAAGAAGAAGGUUCAAUAUUUUGAUGAGACGGAAAAGGUCCAAAAAAGAGUCUACAAAUCCCUCAGAGUUUGGUCGUUAUACGCAGACAUUGAGGAGAGCCUGGGAACUGUGGAAACAUGCCGAAAAGUCUACGAAAGAAUAAUCGAGCUCCGAAUUGCGACCCCUCAAAUUGUCAUCAAUUUUGCCCGUUUCUUGGAGGAGAAUCACUAUUUUGAGGAGUCGUUCAAGGCCUACGAGAAAGGAAUUGGCUUGUUUAGAUGGCCCAUGGUCUAUGACAUUUGGAAUGUGUAUUUGGCCAAGUUUACUGUCAGAUAUGUAAGGAGUUUGAUAUUGUUUUAGGUGAUUUUGAUGUCUGAGAACGAUUUGGGGGACAAAUUAGAUAUGAAUCAUUCGUUUUAGGAGGUCUUUUUUGGUUAGAAAUGGGUUUUGCGGGUUGCAAGAAAUGUUUUUAUAUUGCACAUGAUGAAAUUUGAUAUUAAUUUAGAUUUGAUGAUUUUGAAAUUUCUUGUGGGUUUAGAGGCUGGAAUAAUGGUUUUUAUGGUAUUUUGUGGUCUGCAUUGUAACUUGGAACAUUCGUUUUGUGGUUUGGAAACGAUUUUUAUAUUACACAUGACAAGUUUUGUCAUCAGAUUUAAAAUUUUUAUAUUGCACUUGAUUGUUUUUCUAUGUAGGGUGGAAAGAAGGAACUUGGAGCUAUUGGGGAAAAAGAUGAUUGGGGAAACCGAAAAGUCUUAUUUUUCUUCGAUUCAAGUGUCGAAAUUAGGAUAAUCGAGGGCCCUGAUUUCGAAAAUGACAUUCAUUUUUUGAUCAUUACUUUUUCCCCUAAGUAGUACUUUAAAGUUUUAAUUUUUUGAUUUUUUUGCAUAAAUACACCGAAAACCCCUAAAUCGAGUAUUUAUGAAAAAAUUCAAAAAAUUACUACUUUAGAGUUACGAUCAAAAAAAUAUGAAUGUCAUUUUCGCAAUCAGCGCCAUUGAUUAUCCUAAUUUUGACAAUUGCAUCGAAGAAAAAUAAUACUUUUCGGUUAACCCAAUCGUACUUUUCUUUCCCCAGUCGCCCCUGUUCCUUCUUUCCACCCUAGAAAUAGAAAAGCAAUCAAGUGCAAUAUAAAAAUUUUAAAUCUGAUGACAAACCUUGUCAUGUGUAAUAUAAAAAUCGUUUUCAAACCACAAAGCAAAUGUUCCAAGUUACAAUCCAGACUGUAAAAUACGAUAAAAGCCUUUAUUCCAACCUCUAAACCCACAAAAAAUUUCAAAAUCAUCAAGUCUAAAUUAAUCUCAAAUCUCGUCAUGUGCAAUAUAAAAACAUUUCUUGCAACCCACAAAAUCCACUUUGAAUCAAAGAAGACCUCCUAUAAGGCAUUAUUCAUAGCUAAUUUGCACUCCAAAUCGUUCCAAGACAUCAGAAUCGCACGUGACAAAAUUUGUCAUCAGAUUUAAAGUUUUUAUAUUGAACUUGAUUUUUUUUUAUUUCUAGGGUGGAAAGAAGCUAGAAAGAGCCCGCGAUCUCUUCGAACAAUGCCUCGAGAACUGCCCACCGAAAUUUGCGAAAGGGAUUUACCUUCUCUAUGCGAAACUGGAGGAGGAAUGCGGCCUCGCUCGGCACGCCAUGGCCAUCUACAGCAGAGCGGCGAAGAGCGUGGAGGAGACGGACAUGCUGGUGGUCUACAAUAUCUACCUGAAGAAGGCCAUAGAAUUCUUCGGAAUCACGAGCAGUCGACCCAUUUUCCAAGAGGCAAUCGAAGCCCUCCCCGAAGACAGUUCAAGGGAAAUGUCGUUGAAAUUCGCUCAAGUUGAACGAAAUCUGGGCGAAAUUGACAGAGCCAGAGCGAUUUACGCCCAUUGCGCGGAGAUCUGCGAUCCGAGAGUGAGUUUGAAGACGAUUUUUGGCAGUUUUUUUGGCUUUUUGGGGUGAAGGUCAUGGAUAAUAUAAUUUUUGGAAAAUUUUGUGGUGAAUUGUUGGGGUAGAGGUUGUUUUGAGUAGGAUAGGGAUUGUUGUUGGUCCAAAGAUAGAUCAGGAUUGGUUUUAGAGGAUAAGGGUUGAGAUUUUGACAGUUGAAGGAGCUGGUGAUGUAUAAGAUAAUUUUUGAUUAUUUGCUGGAAAAUUGUAUGAAAAUAUUGGUUUUUUAGGCAGAAAGUAGAUCGUAGGUAUCUCUAAAGUAGAUCAGAACUUAUAUUUUGCAAGAUAAAGGGCAUUUUUUGACAGCUGAGGGAGCUGACCAUGGAUAAUAUAAAUUUUUCAAAUUUAGGUCCACGGCCAAUUCUGGGAAACCUGGAAAGAGUUCGAAGUGGCACAUGGCAACGAAGACACACUUCGUGAGAUGUUGCGAGUGAAGCGGUCGGUCCAGGCUUCGUAUAAUAUCAAUGUGAACUACAUGAGUGCCCAAAUGUUGGCCACGAUCGGAGGAAAGGCCGAAAAGGCCGGUGAAUUGUCGGCCGCCGACUCCAUGGCCGUCCUGGAGGCUCGAGCACAGCAGAUCGCGGCCGAAGAGAACACCAAACGCCGCCCGGCGGACGUCAGACCCAUCAGUUUUGUUAGAGGAGACAUUAAAACGGUCACGGAAAAUGUCACCGAAAACCCAGAUGAAAUCGAUAUUAACAUUGAGGAAGACGAUGAGGAGGAAGCGGAAUAG